This is a messenger RNA of Arabidopsis thaliana (thale cress), 1506 nucleotides long. It is a transcript of the gene ASG4, whose product is annotated as Homeodomain-like superfamily protein. The record is from RefSeq and is marked reviewed. Bases 189 to 965 code for a protein of 258 amino acids. Gene Ontology annotation, cellular component: nucleus. Gene Ontology annotation, biological process: regulation of gene expression; regulation of DNA-templated transcription. The transcript is spliced from 6 exons. Gene Ontology annotation, molecular function: DNA binding. Lineage: Eukaryota; Viridiplantae; Streptophyta; Magnoliopsida; Brassicales; Brassicaceae.
UCCCACGCUCUGAACCAGAGCAACCGGCUCCUUACACGUGUUCGGCUUAAAUCCAUUUUUCGAAUGAGAUUACACUUCUAACCUUGUCUCCCUCUCCCGCUUAUACCACCACCACUCUCACACAAGUCUCUCAAGUCACAAACUCUGUUUCAAACCAAAAGGGAACUUUGUGUGUGUUGUCGAGUUUUAUGGUGACUGUAAACCCUAGCCAAGCUCAUUGUUUGCCUAUGAAAAUGAGUCUACCGGGUUUCAAUACUCUUCCCCACACGGCAACAACGAUACCGGUUUCCAUACGGAGCAAUAGGACGAUGUCGUUUUUUGAGGAUCCAACAAAGAAGGUUAGAAAGCCUUACACUAUCACCAAAUCUAGAGAGAACUGGACGGAGCAAGAACACGACAAGUUCCUUGAAGCCCUUCAUCUAUUUGACCGGGAUUGGAAGAAAAUAAAGGCCUUUGUUGGAUCAAAAACAGUGAUACAGAUACGAAGCCACGCACAGAAGUACUUUCUCAAAGUUCAGAAGAAUGGGACUAAAGAACAUCUCCCACCUCCUCGACCAAAGAGGAAAGCCAAUCACCCAUAUCCACAAAAAGCUCCUAAAUUUACUCUUUCUUCUUCAAACGCAUUAUUUCAACAUGACUACUUAUACAACACUAAUUCACAUCCGGUGAUUAGCACCACCCGUAAGCAUGGAUUAGUGCAUUGCGAUGUUAGUAUACCAAGUUCUGUUAUCAAAGAGGAAUUUGGUGUCUCAGAGAACUGUUGCAGCACUAGUAGUAGUAGAGAUAAGCAGAGGACUAGAAUCGUUACAGAGACAAAUGACCAAGAAAGUUGUGGAAAGCCACAUAGAGUGGCGCCAAAUUUCGCUGAAGUUUACAAUUUUAUAGGAAGUGUGUUUGAUCCUAAAACAACAGGUCAUGUCAAGAGAUUAAAGGAAAUGGAUCCAAUAAAUCUUGAGACGGUAUGAAAACCAAUAACUCUGCACAUGAACAUGUCUUGAUUUGAAAACUAACGUUUACACGGUUUUUUGUUCAACAGGUUCUCUUACUGAUGAAAAAUUUAUCUGUAAACCUGACGAGUCCCGAGUUUGAUGAACAAGUAAGAGCUAGUCGACUCUUUGUUACAUUUUGACUCUUGAGAAUAUUGAAGAGUAAACAAAUUUUCUCUGUUUAUUACAGCGGAAGUUGAUAUCAUCUUACAACGCCAGUUAGAACUAAACGAUAGAGAGAAGUCUCUAAUGGUAGUCUCAUGGGAUAUGAAUGAAUGAACCGGUUGUACAUAUAAGUCUCAAUAGUUUAGAACGUCUUAGAAGACAGAUAAAGCCUGUGUAGAAAGUCACUAGCUUUUUUGUAAUAUUCAGUUGUUGCUUAGGUUUUUAUACGGAAUGGACUAAUGACAUAACUAGUUUUGAAAAUUACUUCAGAUAAAGCCUGUGUAGAAAGUCACUAGCUUUUUUGUAAUAUUCAGUUGUUGCUUAGGUUUUUAUACGGAAUGGACUAAUGACAUAA